AGGACCAACCCAAGGAAAAUGCGGAGAGAGUAUCAGGAUGAUAUAUACACAUAUAUGCAUAUAUAAGUAGAAAAUCCUUUGGCACUUUCCACGAACACCGUUUGGCACAUGCCCAAAGUCUGCACCUAACAUCAUCAAAGCUCAUUUCUGUGCAGACUAGUGUUUGUUGGGUGUCACGGCCCGUGUCUGUUCAUCUUUUCGAAAUGAUGGAAGCGAGGCAGUUUCACGUGGUCGUCUUUGGAAUGCUUUUAUUUGUUUCUCGACAAGAUGUACAAGUAUUAGCACAAGUGGGAACAGUUCCAGACUCCUUACUUCAGUAUCUGUACAGCCUGACCAGUGGUCCCUCCAACUCCGGCUCUGUCUCUAAUCCAGUCUCAGCUUCCUUGAAUCCUCCUAUUGCACCUCCCUCAGCCCUUGACCUGCCACUCAACAUCUCCGCGCAGCAGCUGCCAGACCCUUUUGUGGAAGUCGCUAACAUUUCCACAAACAACAGUCAGCCCCAGUCGCCAAUGAAUUUCCUACAAAAUGUCAUGGGCUUGCUGAAUCCUGUCACCACGCAGGGCAGCACCCUGUCGCAGCAGCAGAACGCCACGACCGUGGUCCCUGCUCCUGUCUCUGCCGCUGGUCCAGACCUCGGAGGUUUCGGGCAGUUUUUCCUGAACACCACAGCUGCCCGUUCUUCCGACGACGAAUGGCGUGAUUGUAGAUGCCCCCACACUCGAUCCUAACCAAAACAACAACUUGUGGAGCGUGGCAGGAGUUUCAGGAGGCUCUCCUAGCAAUGUCGGAGCGGCAGGGUCGGAUCCAUACGCAGGAGGGACUCCGGCGCCGGCAGCACCCUCUGUGCAGAUGCCCAUGCCAGUGGUGAACCGAGGCCCCAUGGGACUAAACCUUGAUGCUGUCAACGCCAUUGGAAUGAAGCCUCCUGCUCCAAGCUCCUGGGGGCAACAACCCCUACCAUCACUCCUACCACAACCGCCAGCACAACAGCCGCAGCCUCACCAUCAGGAGGCGCCUGUCAGCAACGCCAUCAUCCCGCCAGAGAUCCAAAUGGCAGCUUCGAACCUCGGCCGCCGCAUGGGCAUUACUCAGCACUACGAGUCUCAUGGCUGCGUGGACCCAACGGCCGCCGCACCCCCGGGAGCCCAGGUACCGGGGCUCAUGUUCAGCUGCCACCACCCUCAGUCCGAGCACACAUGCGAGGCUGCUGGCGUCCUGGCUGGCGGAAGCGUGUCCAACAUGGCCAGCAUCAUGUCAGCCAUGUCACCCGGCUUCCAACAGACAUUGGAGGAGUGUCUGUCGCAUCAAACCCUCAACAAGGUGAUCUCAGAGAUGAGCAGCAAUAGGAACGGUGGGAGAGGGAUGAACCCACUGCUGCUGGCGUCCCUCAUGGGGAGUGGCGGGGGAGAAAACAUGAUGAUGACAAUGGCCAUGAUGAAUGCCAUGCAGAGAAAGACGCCAGCGGCAGCACCGAUGCCAGCAGGACAGCAACAGGCUCCGAGAGGCUUGCUUGAGACCUACGGCAAUCCCGGACAGGCGACCGGAAGCGUGGGCCACUCCAGCGUGACACAGCGGUGCAUGAUGGUCUUGACGCAAGUGUUGGGAGCAGACGGCGGCCUCUUGUCCCCAGAGGCGGUAGAGCUGAUCGCCGACAAGAGGAAACAGAUGCUGCCCUAUUCUUGUCAAGACAUUACUGCCGGGUUCAUGCCAUUCCGAAUGUGCUGCCCAGGCAAAGUUCCAAAGCCGACCCCUAUGGAGAUAAUGAUGGCUGGAAGCCUAGGCGCCUAGUCACCUGCAACCAAGAGACAGUGAUUAAAAGGACAGACAACUAAGACGCACGAAAGGGGGUGAUUAGUGGGAAAUUCUGGUAUAAAAAUAAAACUGUUACCUUAGGAACUCACCCCCUCCCACCCUACCUUACAUGCUAGUCAGACGAAAUACACUCUGCUUCCCAAAACUUUUUCAGGCUCCCAUCUUUGUCCUCAACGAACCAGACCAUCGGCGUUGUGGUGGCCGGGCAGGUGUGGAAAGAGUUGAUGACGACAGAAUGAUGUGUGCGAAUGUGGAUGAUGGAUGGACAGUUGUCACUAAACAUAGAGGCAAGAGUGAGUGGAGAAUCCCUCCCUUCCCCCUCCUUUUUUUUUCAAAGUUGCUGCACGCACGUGAAAGAAUCUGACGUGCGUACGUCAGUCCAUGACGUUUCGACCUCACGCUUUCCGUUGCCGCAGAAACGCCCUAGUGAAGGGUCACGCCGGUUCACCCCUCGUCACAAGGCAGACGCUGAACGCGACCCAGAGCGACUGCGGCGAACGGAUGGCUCCCCUUUGUACCAGCGAUGGGGAAGGGGAGGUAAAUACGUCACGCAUUAGUUCAGGUUCUUUGCGACAUUAGCUAAGCGGAAGCUAAAAAUAAAGCUUAUUGUUGCUGCUGGCGAUGACGAUGCUGAUGUAGCUGUUGUUAUAAGAGAAAUUGAGUUUACAUUUCCUUUCCAGCUUAUUCUUCCCUUUGUAUUUCACAUUCUUUCCUAAUAAUGGAGCUAAACAGAAAGCUUCUACAGUUUAUUGAGCUGGAGAACCGGUCGCUCAAUUUAGGCUUCAACAGGUCUGUGAUCUGUUAACAUAAUUCAUGAUAUCUUGAAUUAUCCGUUUAUCUUGUUCUUCUUUGCUUAUGAUACUAACAAAAGUCAAGCUUGUCAAUGGGGAAAGAGCCACUGAAACAAGCUUUCAAGUUAGUCGCAGUGAGAAUGAGACAAAAGACUAUUUCUUACCCCUGGAGGGAAAGGUACAUUUCAGUAUUCUAAGGAAGUCAAAGAUGGUUAAAUGUUGAGUGUAUGACCCAGAGAAAUGAUGUACUCCCCCACCCCUGCCUCUCCCUAUUUCUUUGUUACAUGGGAAAAUCUGGAAGAUAACUAAAUUUAAUAAAAUAUCUAAUCUACAAUAAAACUGAUGAGAGCUGUAUCUAAAGAAAAAAAGAGACUUCCCAUGGUUAAAUGUUAUGUUUGACUGCUCAGAGAGAGAGAGAAUGAGCUGCAGAUGAUAGAGGAACAGAAAUGAAGACAGCUAGUAUAUUUGAAAGAAAUAAAUCCAUCAGAGGAUUUACCACAACAAUCACCAACAAAUGUUUGCCUUAAAUGAACACAUGAUGAUUUAAUGAAAAACUUCACUGUCUUAUCUCCCUCUGUUAAUCCAAAACUCACCAUAAAUAUUUAUUUAUCAUUGUACACAGAAUGCACAUGCCUGAAUUUAAAUUUAUUAAAAAAUGAACAAUAAAAAUAUAAGAAGUG
This is a messenger RNA of Pomacea canaliculata, 3283 nucleotides long. RefSeq lists its product as uncharacterized. The record is from RefSeq and is a predicted model, not a curated record. NCBI's taxonomy places the organism in Eukaryota, Metazoa, Mollusca, Gastropoda, Architaenioglossa, Ampullariidae. The coding region runs from base 850 to 1788 and encodes 312 amino acids. The transcript is spliced from 4 exons.